Molecule: messenger RNA, 1279 nt
Organism: Tetrahymena thermophila SB210
Lineage: Eukaryota; Ciliophora; Oligohymenophorea; Hymenostomatida; Tetrahymenidae
Product: transmembrane protein, putative
Exons: 1
Source: RefSeq, a predicted model, not a curated record
AAUCUUCUUUCUGUUCCUUUUAAAAAAUCAAAUAAUUCGUAAAACGUAUUGUUUUUAAUUAAAUAUAUUUGUUUAAAAAAAAUGAUGAAAAUAAUAUUUUUUAUAAGCUCUCUUAUUAUAAAAGGAUUAUGUUUUAGUUUAUUAGAAUUAGGAGUUCCAAUAGAGUCUAUAAUUCAUUCCUAGCAUCGCGAAUCAUUUCUUGUAAAUGAUGUUGGAAAAUUAAAUAAUUUGAUCAUAUAAUUAAAUUUGAGAUAUGGAAAAGUGCAAUUUGGUGUAGAUUUAUACAACAAAACAAAAAAUUACAUGAAUUCAACAGUAGAAAGCUACAGAUGGCAUUCAAAUGUUUUUAGUGAAGUAGAGGAAGGUUACGAUAUUAAAGAAAAUUAAAUUAACAUUGACAUAAAGGAUGUCCUUUAAGUCAGUAUGAGCAAUAAAUUAGUUAAUAAAUUGAAGAGAUUUGAGAUAAAAUAAAAAUUUAUUGUUACCAUAGAGGCUCAUUAAAGUGCUAAAUAUAAAUUAGUUGCAGUUUCAGAUAGAGUUUAUUUAAAAGCUAAUUCAACAAUGAGGUUUCUUUUACCAACUUAAAACAGCACUAUGAGCUUUAUCAUAGAAGCUGGUGAUUUCUUUUUACUUAAUACUUAUCUAAAUACUGGUUAAGCUAACUUGAAAAUUAAUAAAUUAAAUGAAGAAUUAGCAAUAGCAGAUAGCUCUAGUGCAUUAUCUCAUCAACAAAUACCAAUUUAGUAAAUAAUCUAAGACAGUGAGUCAAUGUUAGAAUAAGUCUUGAUAGAUAGAGAAUCAUUCCAAAUUGGAUAUAAAAAAAAAGGAAUAAUGCAGUAUGUGAUUACUUUUGAAAGCAAAGAAUAAAAGCCAAUUAACGUAUUUAUUAAUUGGUCAAGUUCAUUUGGAACUGUAAUCACUUAAAAAUACGAUACCUUCUAUGGAAAAUUGUUUAAUUCAAUAAUUGGAAAUGGUAGCAAGGGCAAAUAAAUGGUAAAGAUUUUAAUCAUGGGAUGUUUAGUGCUCUCUCUCCUUUUGUAUUCAAUUAUUUUUGUAUUUAGAAACAUGAAUUCAAGAAAAUAUGAGAUGAUUAAAUAAUAUUGGGAGGAAGAUGAAGAAAAUAUACUAAAAUGAGUGAUUUUUCUUAACCUUUCAUCCUUACUAAAUAUUAAAAUAAUUCUAAUCAAUCUUAUUUAUCUAUUUUAUUUUAUUGUUUAUAAUUUCUUCUAUUUCUACAUGUAAAGUGUUAGUAAUUUGAUGAAAAUUAAACCUUUAUUUA